This is a messenger RNA of Dendroctonus ponderosae (mountain pine beetle), 1267 nucleotides long. RefSeq lists its product as uncharacterized. The record is from RefSeq and is a predicted model, not a curated record. The transcript has 6 exons. Gene Ontology annotation, molecular function: calcium ion binding. NCBI's taxonomy places the organism in Eukaryota, Metazoa, Arthropoda, Insecta, Coleoptera, Curculionidae. Bases 49 to 1248 code for a protein of 399 amino acids.
CUCAAUUGCACCUGCAAAUUUGCAGUCAAAGUGACUUUCCAGCUCAACAUGAAUAAAACCGCUGAAUCUUCCACCUCAACACUCAGUCUUGCAGAAGGCGAUAUAGUCGACUACGACUUUUUCCUCAAAGAGGAAAAAUCAAUCAAACUUCCACCGCGCAACACUGAGUACUACUAUCAGGAAUACCCCUAUGUUAAACCAACGCAGUCAGCAUUUGAUCGAAAAGAGGUUAAAGGAAGCAAACUAUUCGACAAAACCAAGCAGAUCAAAACCGAAGAAACUCUUCCAGAAGACGAAGUGGCGCGCGAUGCUUCAAUCCUGGUUUCUGGAUUCGGAAUGCGCAAUGUUGACUCCUUUCAGAAGCUGAUUCAAAUGUCGCAUGAAGAGAGGCAGAAAUGGGAGCUGAAAAAGCUGUGGCGAGACUCAACUGGGCUACAAGAAAAACAGCUGCUGAAGUUCAAAUCGCCCCCUGAGCAACCAUCUUCAACAGAGUCUUCCACUAGCACGGAAACGCGCUCGAAAAAGUCCAGCAGCGACUUACUAACGCAGACCGAGACGACGUUUACUGGAGAAGAUAAAAUGCGCCACUUGGACUAUCUUCUAGGCCUGGACACUGCAGCUGAAGAAGAGCCCGAGCCGGCUGUGGAAAGCAAACCAACAGAAUGCGAAGAUGAUUUUAAAUACUCUUCUUCCAAGUCAGUGAGAGACGCGCAACGCUAUCUUCGAACGCACAGGAUCUUUGAAUGCUUCCAGUUCAUUGUGGCCCAUUUGUUGAGCGCCAAUGCGGAAAAUCCCAUUGAGUUUAUUAUCAAUCUGCUUAACCGUUGCCUUUUGUACAGAUCAGGCCUAGGGGCUCCGCCUGUUUUAUACGAGCAAAAGCACAUUGGCAAGCUUUUUGAUUUAAUGGAUCGACUUCAAACUGGGUUUAUUGAUCAGAAUCAGUACGUUGCGGGUAUGAAAACUUUCGGAGUUUGCAGUUUUAAUAAAAAUCCCCCGGUGAAUGCCGAAGACCUAGUGAGCAAAGAGACGUUUGUGGACGAAGCAUACGAAGCAGAACUGGCAAUUUUUGAUGAUUUGAUCAAAAGACGCCCAGAAAAGACAAAAUUUAAGGAAAGGAAGUCGCAAUCAGUUUUGAACAGGGUCUCUAAUCCAAGCCUAAAUCCCCCGUACUUUAUACCAUCGGAUUUGUUCAAAUUCAGCAAACACAGCCUGGAUAAUGCUGUAGUUGUAAAUGAUAUUGAUGGAUAAAUUUUAUUUUUUACGCAAA